Messenger RNA from Athalia rosae (coleseed sawfly), 6373 nucleotides. Its product is annotated as collagen alpha-1(III) chain. The record is from RefSeq and is a predicted model, not a curated record. The transcript is spliced from 4 exons. NCBI's taxonomy places the organism in Eukaryota, Metazoa, Arthropoda, Insecta, Hymenoptera, Athaliidae. The coding region runs from base 685 to 6213 and encodes 1842 amino acids.
UACAUAUUAUUGAACGGCUAGCAACCAGAAAGGCGUAUCACACGUAAGUGAGAAAUAUGAAGAAAAUAAAAGGAGAAAUAAGUACCUAACAGAAGAAUCAAAGUCAUAGUCGCAUAGUAGCUGGAAUAGAAAAAGGAACAACUUCCCCAAAUUAUACACUGAUUUUGAUUUCAAUUUUUCUUCGUCAGUUUCUUUGAGAGGACGAAAAGCUUGGACGUUACAAACUUGCACAGAGUAAUCGGUCACAAGCACGUAUAAAACGAAACAAAAAAAAACAUUAUCAUCAAAAUUUUGAUUUUUUUUUUUCUAUGUUCUCCACUGUGGGAUACGCCUUUCCGGUUGCUUAUAGUCGUCGAUGCAGUUUGAAGUUGAAAAGUAAAUUUUGGAAAUAGAUCGGAAUUAGAUCUCUCGAAAUGAAAAAGCUUUUUCCAAAUGAAUUUCUCAACGCAAUUAACGAAUAAUCAAUUUUUGUUACUCCGAUAACCGAGCGAGGACGUAAGCCUUUAAGAAACUAAUUCUACGAUCUGGACUGUUCAGGGGAAACUUACGGGGAGAUUUUAGGGGGGAUAGAUGACGAGCUUCGCAGACCUCGAAUGGAGUGGGGUUCCCAAGUGUCCGGUGUCCCUUUCGAUACGUUUUCAUCUUCCAUCCAGUCGAAUUUAAGACAAGACUCCGAGUGUCACCAUGGUGCGGAUGCCUGGGACACCCUUGCGGGUCAUUUUUACCCUGAUUUUAGUCUUCGGAUUGACGGCAGCGCAUGCAAAAUAUUACGGUAAGAAGAGAUUUGAUAGAUCUGUAAAUCAUGAAGGAGGAUCGAUCGUCGAAAACGGAUCUGCGGACCAACAAAUAGUGCAAUCGGCUUCUUUGAGUGACUACGAUACGGUAAGACGAUCCGAAUCGAUCCCCACAUCAAAUCAAUUAAUUGGCUAUGAUUUAUGUCAAUUGCAGCGUUUCAUCGCUUAUAAAGAUGCGGGAUUGAACGUAUGCUAUUUGGAACGAAUGCGGGACGAUUCUUCUUCGGAUGUAGUUCCGAAUAAUCCGUGGCAUAAAAUGCCUCGAGCAUCUCGGGGGCAAAGGACCCUUUACGUCUCGGACCAAUUGUUGAAUAAAUUAGAAGCUUGGGGUUUGGCGGGUGGCCGGAUCGUACGGUUUUGCAAGGGGAGAUCCAUGGUGCUGCUUCAAGAAGCGCAACCCAUUCCAGGACUGGUGAAAGAGCCAGUUUUCGAUCAAAUAAAAGCAAACGAGAACGAUUUAGUGAGCCAUAGUCCUAAUGUUGUUCUUUUCCAACCCUCGCUUGCUCGGGUCAAGCGAGAAAUCGACAUGGAAAGCAACGAGGCAAUCAAUACAGAAUCACACGAGAGAAAUCGUCGGCAAGUUCCUUUCCGGGGAAGGUUUCGAGGACAAACUCAAUCGCAAUACUUGAAUUUCGGAAGUGAUUCGAAAGAAGGUAGAGCAGAAGCCAGGGUGACGCACGACUCGUCUCAUGCGGUUGUCAGUGGUAGCAACGGAAUGGGACAAGCACAAGGCAUGUCUCUAGGUGGUUCGGAUUGCGAAGAAUGUCCUGGAUAUCCUACAGGUAAUCAUGAGGAAGUAGGUCGCCUGGUGGGUCCAGGAGGAUCCGGGAAAUUGGGUCUUGGAGGAUUUCCAGGAGGAACAUUUCCGGGUGGAACAUACCCAGGUGAAGGACAACCAGGAGGAAGACAACCAGUAGGAAAACCAGGAGGGGCACUUCCGGGUGGAACAUAUCCGGGUGGAUCGCAACUAAGACAACCAGGAGGAGCUUAUCCUAACGGAAAUUACCCAGGUGAAAGACAACCAGGAGGGGGACCAACAGUAGGAAAACCGGGUGAAGGACUUCCGGGAGGAACAUACCCAGGUGCAGGGUAUCCAAGAGGACCACCGGGAGGCGCAAUUCUAGAUGGAACAUAUCCAGGUGGAGGGCAACCAAAUGGACCAGGAGGUGCAUAUCCAGGUGGUACAUACCCAGGUGGCGCACAACCAGGAGGUGCAUAUCCAGGUGCAGGGCAUCCAAGAGGACCACCGGGAGGCGCAAUUCUAGAUGGAACAUACCCAGGUGGAGGGCAACCAAAUGGACCAGGAGGUGCAUAUCCAGGUGGUGCAUACCCAGGUGGCGCACAACCAGGAGGUGCAUAUCCUGGUGGUACAUAUCCAGGUGGCGCGCAACCAGGAGGUGCAUAUCCAGGUGGCGCACAACCAGGAGGUGCAUAUCCUGGUGGUAAAUAUCCAGGUGAAGGACAACCAGGAGGUGCAUAUCCAGGUGGUAAAUAUCCAGGUGAAGGACAACCAGGAGGUGCAUAUCCAGGUGGUACAUACCCAGGUGGCGCACAACCAGGAGGUGCAUAUCCUGGUGGUAAAUAUCCAGGUGGCGCGCAACUAGGAGGUGCAUAUCCUGGUGGUAAAUAUCCAGGUGAAGAACAACCAGGAGGUGCAUAUCCAGGUGGUACAUACCCAGGUGGCGCACAACCAGGAGGUGCAUAUCCUGGUGGUAAAUAUCCAGGUGGCGCGCAACCAGGAGGUGCAUAUCCUGGUGGUAAAUAUCCAGGUGAAGGACAACCAGGAGGUGCAUAUCCAGGUGGUAAAUACCCAGGUGAAGGACAACCAGGAGGGGUGUAUCCCGGUGGUAAAUACCCAGGUGAAGGACAACCAGGAGGUGCAUAUCCCGGUGGCGCACAACCAGGAGGUGCAUAUCCGGGUGGUAAAUAUCCUGGUGAAGGACAACCAGGAGGUGCAUAUCCCGGUGGUAGAUAUCCAGGUGGAGGACAACCAGGAGGUGCAUAUCCGGGUGGGAAAUAUCCAGGUGACGCACAACCAGGAGGUGCAUAUCCAGGUGGUAAAUAUCCAGGGGACGCGAAACCAGGAAGUGCAUUUCCGGGUGGUAGAUACCCAAGUGAAGGACAACCAGGAGGUGCAUAUCCCGGUGGUAGAUACCCAGGUGAAGGACAACCAGGAGGUGCAUAUCCCGGUGGUAGAUAUCCAGGUGGAGGACAACCAGGAGGUGCAUAUCCGGGUGGUAAAUAUCCAGGUGAAGGACAACCAGGAGGUGCAUAUCCGGGUGAUAAAUAUCCAGGUGGCGCGCAACCAGGAGGUGCAUAUCCAGGUGAAGGACAACCAGGAGGUGCAUAUCCCGGCGGUAGAUACCCAAGUGAAGGACAACCAGGAGGUGCAUAUCCCGGUGGUAGAUACCCGGGUGAAGGACAACCAGGAGGGAGACAGCCAGUAGGACCAGGGGGUGCAUAUCCGGGUGGUGGAUACCCAGGUGAAGGACAACCAGGAGGAGCAUAUCCGGGUGGCGCACAACCAGGAGGUGCAUAUCCUGGUGGUAGAUAUCCAGGUGGAGGACAACCAGGAGGUGCAUAUCCGGGUGGGAAAUAUCCAGGUGACGCACAACCAGGAGGUGCAUAUCCAGGUGGUAAAUAUCCUGGUGAAGGACAACCAGGAGGUGCAUAUCCGGGUGGUAGAUACCCAGGCGAAGGACAACCAGGAGGUGCGUAUCCUGGUGGUAGAUACCCCGGUGGCGCACAACCAGGAGGUGCAUAUCCGGGUGGUAGAUACCCAGGUGAGGGACAACCAGGAGGUGCAUAUCCCGGUGGUAAAUAUCCGGGUGGUGCACAAACAGGAGGAGCAUAUCCCGGUGGUAAAUAUCCAGGUGAAGGACAAUCAGGAGGUGCAUAUCCCGGUGGUAGAUACCCAGGUGAAGGACAACCAGGAGGUGCAUAUCCCGGUGGUAGAUACCCAGGUGGAGGAAAACCAGGAGGUUUAUACCCAGGUGAAGGACAAACAGGAGGUGCAUAUCCCGGUGGUAAAUAUCCAGGUGAAGGACAACCAGGAGGUGCAUAUCCCGGUGGUAAAUAUCCAGGUGAAGGACAACCAGGAGGUGCAUAUCCGGGUGGGAAAUAUCCAGGUGAAGGACAACCAGGAGGUGCAUAUCCGGGUGGUAGAUACCCAGGUGAAGGACAAUCAGGAGGUGCAUAUCCCGGUGGUAGACACCCAGGUGAAGGACAACCAGGAGGUGCAUAUCCUGGUGGUAGGUACCCAGGUGAAGGCCAACCAGGAGGUGCAUAUCCCGGUGGUAGAUACCCAGGUGAGGGACAACCAGGAGGUGCAUAUCCCGGUGGUAAAUAUCCAGGUGGAGGACAACCAGGAGGUUUAUACCCAGGUGAAGGACAAGCAGGAGGAGCAUAUCCUGGUGGUAAAUAUCCAGGUGAAGGACAACCAGGAGGUGCAUAUCCGGGUGGUAGAUACCCAGGCGAUGGACAACCAGGAGGUGCAUAUCCGGGUGGUAGAUACCCAGGUGAAGGACAAUUAGGAGUAGGGUACCCAGGAGGACAAGCUGGAGGAAGAUAUCCCGGGGGAACGUACCCAGGUGCCGGUGAUGGGAUACUCGGGAACUACUAUGAUCCUUCUAGAAAACCGGGUGGAUCAGGACCAAGUACUGGAGGAGAAGGAGCAACUGGCGGGCAUGUCGGAGGCUUGGGAGUUGGAACAAAUGGUGGCCCUGAUGAAAAUGCGGAUUCUCAAGCCUCUAGUUCGGUUCAAAAAAUACAUACCGGAACUAUGGCUAGCGCCUCAGCUCAAGGCAAAUAUGGACAGGGCACAGCACAAUCGCAAGUUUCAGGAACUUACAGCGGUUCAGGAUCUUUCUCAGCUCAGGCAGGCACUAACGAUGGCUACAAAGGUGCUCAGACUCAAGUGAGUGGUGGUAAACAAGGAGCGACAAGUAGCGCGGAAGGUUCAGGAGGUCUUGGAAAAAGUCAAGCUCAAGUUCAACUGCACUCAGAUACAGGUGCAACAUCAUCUGGGGCACAGAGUAGCGGAUGGAAUCAUGGAACAAAUUCUCAAGUCCAAACCGGCUCCAAGGGUGGCAUGGCAGAUGCCCAAGCCAAUGGUGAGGGUAGUACUUCGAGCCAAGCACAAAUAGGCUUCCAACCUUACCAGAAGGAAAAUGAUAAUCUGCAAAGUAAUAGUAGCACAUUGUUUUUGGGUGGGGGUACAGCCUCAGCACAAAGCGGGACUUACAGAGGUCAGUCACAAUCGCAGUUACAUGGCACUUUCAAAUACGGUCUAUCUUACACUGGAGCUGCUCAAGCAGGUUCAGGUUCAGGUGCUGCUGCUUCUAGGAAGCCUUUCAAUUUUACAACUAGCAAUUCAGAAUUAUUCAAACCCCUUGAACAAUUCACACCUGUCGAGAUUUCAGCUCAGGAAGACCCACAUGAACAAGCUGAUCAAGUGACAGUCAGUCCACUUCUUCGUGCAGUGACUGGAAUAACACCCACUCUUGAAGCGACUGACGAGGAUAGUUACGGAUUACAAUCCUCAAGCUCUCAUCGGUCAGCUGUUAUGGCAGUCUCUGGCGACGAACAACAAUCAAGUGAUUUUUAUAGCAGCUCUGGAACAACACACAGUCCAGCUUCAUCUCCAAAACCUGAUUACAAUUAUGACACUGACGGUACCAAUAACGACGAUUACGAUGUUUACGAUGAUGACAAUGGCGACUAUGACUCUACACCACCAAAUUCUUUGCCGGGUCAACCUGGAGAAAUCUCUUACAACAAUGACGGUUAUACCGUGAGUAGUAGACAGCAGAAUCAACAGCAACAAACCCAUAUAUCGAAUAGCGAAUAUGGGGCACAUGUUGUGCAAGAUUCCACCUCUCAACUUCGGGAGGGAGAUGUGCUACAACCUGGACAAUCCCUACCAGGAUAUACAAUACCACCAGGAUUUCGUGGCAAGGUGUUAUCCGUUUCAGGAGAUAAUACAGCAGCUGAAGGUGAUGGCGAUUCACAGUCGCAGACAAUCACACUAACUCCAAUGAAUGAGACUGUAACUGCCGGAAACCGAGCCAAAGAAUCUGCAGCUGUCCACACGAGAGCACUGCAAACAUCACAGAAUCGUGGCAGAUAUAAUAACAGUAGAUACAUCCAGCCAAUUCCGCACACUUACUUACGCAAUAGUCAUCCCGCCCCAUCCAACAAGCCAAACUAUUAUACAGUUACUAACAGCGUUGCGGGUCGAUUGGAUGGUAACAGAAAUUCUGCGGUUCCACGAAAGUACGAACACAGAUACUACACAAAAAGCUCCACAUGUGGAUACUUCACUUUUUCGUGCAACAUUGUGUAUGGCUCUAACGGUAGGACGAAAAUCUGCAAGCCUAAAAUGCCUACAAACCCGGAUGGAACGCCAAUGAAAUGCUGAUACUAUAAAGAAGUUGUAGGAAUAAUUAUUUUUAAAAGACAUGUGGUUAUUUCAUCUUCUUUAUACUUAUAUUGAUGUUGUAUUUGUAUUCACUGCCUUUAUAAGUAACGCGAGUAUUUAUAACAUAGAUUACUUUGUCAAUAAAAUUUGUCAGAAAUUA